CGGUGAAUGGCAGAGUUACCGAUUGACAAACGUCAGAAUAAAGAAUAAACAGUUAUUUAAUUAAACCGAUUGGGCUAAAUUAAGCAAUAAAUUAAAGAUGAGCUUGGUGCGCCUGAGGCUGUUGCGUAAUCUCAGUCGCCAGAACCUAGGAUUUUGGAAAGAUUUACCCCGAUCGACCGCUGUGAAUGGUAGUUUUUCGACUGUCAACUCUCCGGCCGCCAUUAGAACGCUGCAAACCUGGAAAAACGGACACAAUCUCCUAGCCCAUCAAUCGAUCUCUGCAUUUAAACCAACUCAGCGGCUGUAUUCUUGUGAAAACCUGGUCAAAACCAUGGAGGAGCACUGCGUUGUCCCGGACGUGAUUGCCAAGGCACCGGCACAGACCGCUGUGGUCGAAUAUCCCGGCGAUAUUGUGGUGAAGCCGGGCCAGGUGCUGACCCCCACCCAGGUGAAGGAUGAGCCGUGCGUCAAGUGGGAGGCGGAUGCCAACAAGCUGUACACCCUCUGCAUGACCGAUCCGGAUGCCCCGAGUCGCAAGGAUCCCAAGUUCCGCGAAUGGCACCACUGGCUGGUGGGCAACAUUCCCGGCGGCGAUGUCGCCAAGGGCGAGGUUCUCUCCGCCUACGUGGGAUCGGGUCCGCCGCCGGACACCGGACUGCAUCGCUACGUGUUCCUCGUCUACGAGCAGAGGAUCAAGAUCACCUUCGACGAGAAGCGGCUGCCCAAUAACAGCGGCGAUGGACGCGGCGGCUUCAAGAUCGCCGACUUCGCCAGGAAGUACGCUCUCGGCGAUCCAGUCGCCGGAAAUCUCUACCAGGCCGAGUACGAUGACUAUGUGCCCAUUCUCUACAAGCAACUGGGUGCCUAAUUGUUAAACCAUAAAGGCAAAAAACCAUGAUUAUAUAAGGCCAGUUGGAAUUGGAUUCAUAAUUCGCCUGAA
This is a messenger RNA of Drosophila takahashii, 940 nucleotides long. Its product is annotated as protein D3. Lineage: Eukaryota; Metazoa; Arthropoda; Insecta; Diptera; Drosophilidae. The record is from RefSeq and is a predicted model, not a curated record.